Salvelinus sp. IW2-2015 is the source of this 858-nucleotide messenger RNA. RefSeq names its product sialoadhesin. The record is from RefSeq and is a predicted model, not a curated record. NCBI's taxonomy places the organism in Eukaryota, Metazoa, Chordata, Actinopteri, Salmoniformes, Salmonidae.
AUGUACAGUGAUCUAACAGUCAACUCAUAUCAUGAAGAAUACCUUCAUUACAUGUAUACUAACGCAGUCAACAUCAUCAUCAUGGACGAAAUAGCUUCAUGGUGCUGGAUCUCAACACUCCAACCUGGUAAUCAUCCUGCUCAGACUACAGGGUGUCUGGGUCAGGACAACGGGAGUGUGACUUACACCCCCAGGAGAGUCUGCUCCUUAGAGGGCUCUUCUGUGACCAUGCCCUGCUCUUACACAUUUCCCAAGGGUCACAAAGUCACAACAGCUUUCUGGUUCAAAGGUCAAGUGCCUGGUGCUGAGUCUCUGGAUCUGAAUWUGAACCCUGAGUACAAAGGCCGUGUGGAGUAUCUAGGGYACAGUAARCAACUCUGUACACUGAGAAUCACAGACCUGAGAGAGAGCGAUUCAGGAACCUACAGCUUCCUGUUUGGGACUGACGUCAAUCCUGGGGGAUGGUUGGGGAAUCCAGGAGUAAGGUUAAAUGUGACAGGGCUCCAUGUUGAUUUGACCCCUGACCUAGUUGUGGACGGCAAGUGGGCAGACCUUACCUGUGGCUCCUGCUUCUUGAGUGAAAAUCCCACCUACACCUGGUACAGGGACAAACAGCCUUUGAACUACACCAACAAGGUCAAGGUUAUGGCCAACUACCUGGAACUAGACCCGGUAGGCAGGGAAGAUGCAGGCAGCUACUCCUGUGCGGUGAGCGGCAGAGAGGAUUCCCCWGGUCCGGCAGUGAUCCUUGUAGUGGGAUGUAAACCAGUGUUUCCCUGGGCUCCCGUUGUGGGGGUGGUGGCUGUGUUUGGCAGCUGGAGCUCUCCUAGUCAUCCUCUAUGGCACACUGAAGAAGAG